Messenger RNA from Aegilops tauschii subsp. strangulata, 1098 nucleotides. RefSeq lists its product as uncharacterized. Lineage: Eukaryota; Viridiplantae; Streptophyta; Magnoliopsida; Poales; Poaceae. The record is from RefSeq and is a predicted model, not a curated record. Gene Ontology annotation, molecular function: protein binding.
AUGGCUCCGCAGCCUACCUCUCUGCCAGACGCUGACGAUCUGCUCCGGGAGAUUCUCCUGCGCCUGCCCCCGCGGCCUUCCUCCCUCCCCCGGGCCUCUCUCGUCUGCAAGCGUUGGCGCAGCCUCGUCACCGACCCCCAAUUCCAACGCCGCUUCCGCGACCACCACGGCAAGCGUCCUCUCCUUGGCUUCUUCAUCGACGACCGUCUCUCCUGUCCGUUUUUUCCAAUGCUGGAUCGACCAGAUCGCAUCUCCGGCGCUCGCUUCUCCAUGCCUCCCAACAAGGACGACCGCAUCGUCGACUGCCGCCACGGACUUGUCCUUUUCGUCAGCCCAAGGCCGCCGCGCCGCCUAGUUGUGUGGGAUCCCGUCGUCCGCGAGCAGCGCCGCCUCAUCUUCCCACCAGAGCUGGAAAGCGAUCAGAUGCACUUCAACGGGGCGGUGCUUCGCCCUGCCCUCGGCCAAGGAUGUCGUUCGAGCUAUUUCCAGGUGGCCCUGCUAGCCCUAGACAGAUGGAGGACUCAUACGAGAGUUUCCGUAUGCCUUUACUCAUCGGACACCGGCAUAUGGAGCAACAUCAACUCACUGCAGCUGCAAUCAUUUAUCUCUACGGUAGAACCCAGUACAUUGAUUGGGAAUUCCUUUUGCUGGUUACUUACCGGUCGUUAUCGCCAUGUCAUACUUGAGUUUGAUCUAGAUAGGCAGAGCCUGGCUGUGACAGAGCUGCCACCACAGGUACAACCCGGCCAUCACAACUUAAGGAUUCUGCCUGCCGGAGAUGGUGGGCUUGGCUUCAUCCAUCUCUCAAAAUUUCAUGGCCAAUUAUGGAAGAGAGAGCCUGAUUCUGUAUGGGUGCUCGACAGAGCUAUUGGAUUCGAGCAACUUAGAUCAACUUGCAACGGAGACUCCCUCACUUUAGUAGGGGUUGCCGAGGAAAGUAAUGCAAUCCUUGUACGAGCAGCUUCUAGAGUCUUCAUGGUCUAUCUCCAGUCAAUGGAGUUUAAGAAAGUUUUCAACAUGAGGUUCUUCUAUCACCAUUAUCCAUUUGCAUGUUGCUAUGCUGCAGUUAAAAAUGAAAGAGAACUAAAGGGAGGCUGA